Asterias rubens (European starfish) is the source of this 2556-nucleotide messenger RNA. Its product is annotated as LIM domain transcription factor LMO4.2-like. Bases 1491 to 2069 code for a protein of 192 amino acids. The transcript is spliced from 6 exons. The record is from RefSeq and is a predicted model, not a curated record. Lineage: Eukaryota; Metazoa; Echinodermata; Asteroidea; Forcipulatida; Asteriidae.
AUGGACCGUUAUUCGUGGUCGAACAAUAGCCAUCGUCCCCAAGCUAAUUACAGUACUGGGCAACCUCAAUCCCAUAAUCAAACUGUAUUCAACCGAGUAUUUACACACACAAAUUAAUCCCAGUUAUCGGUAGCACUAUAGUUUGCAACACACUAUUAUAAAGGCAGGGACGAUUGUAAAUCCGUAGCUGAUGGUUCCACACUUGUUCUCUUGAGAUCUUUUCGUCACCUCUUUGAAGCGCCCCUUCAGGAGAAAAGGUGUUGAGGGUUUGGGGCCAGGAGGGAAAGAUAAGAAAGCCGGAGCUGUCCGCACUAGUUAGGUAUUGUGCAGUAUUGACCGGGGGACUUAUAGUCUGUUGUAAGUGUCUUUAGGUUUCCAAUGCUGGAUUCCCAUAGGCUAUUUUGCGAUGUCAGCGCAAAAAGCCACUUGACUGUGUUUGGGCUCUCUGGUAAACAUUAAUCAAUCGGUGACAGGAAUGUCUGGAGACUACUUCAAGACUACUUCACAAGUUAGUCUUCUCUUCAAUAAUGCGCCAAGACGAUUACAGGCAAUCAGCUCUCAACAUGAGAAGCAACAAGAAGAACCAUCAGAUCUUAUACCGAAGAAUAAGUCUUCCACUGGUCAUUAGGGUUGGAACAUACUGAGUCACUUGGACUGGAGGACUUCGCAGCUUCGAUGUUGAGAGGCUGUACGCAUUGAUGUGGAGUUGACAGCAUUUGUUAUCAUCACCUCGCAAUUUGGAGGCUUGCCGGUAGAAGGUCCCAUGUCUUGUAACUUUGAUGCCCAUCUAACCCACUUUACAAAGGAGUCUAAUCAAGAGAUUGGUGGUACUUGGUGAGAAAGUGACCUGGUUGGUGUUCCUGCAAGAUCAAGGUAGACGUUGAGCCUGAUAUACACGUGAGCUUUAGCGACUAGCUGCACUCAUUGCACUGGAACGACGUGCCGUCAACUCAUCGAGGUACUGAGAACGAAGCUAUGCUCACCACAAGUAGUACAGCCGUAACGUGCAGGCAGUAACUGUAAACCAACCAUCCAUAAGUUCUAUGAACGUUGAACGUUGCCUUGCAUGUGAGCCUAUGGAUAUAAUGUAUUGGUGAGCUUUGGGAUCCCACUGCAUCAGCAUACACACCCAAAGGAAAUCACUUGCAUAUUUUACUUGGACCAUCAACAAACUAUCGAAGAGGUCGUGAGGUGUGCCAUCGGGCCUGCUGGUCGCUCUAGCUGGAAAGGCAUCUCCGACGCCUUAGUGAUGGUGCUAUAUUGGCCCGUGUGAGCAGCAAAUCAACAAACCCAUCCAUAGUGGCACAUAUGCAUCCAACAGUAUCAAAACAAACCACAAGAAAAACCAACGUGUUAAUCUGAACAAAAUAUACAGUCAAAUAAAACCUUGUUUAACCUCUUCAAAAGAUUCAGCAGCAAGGGGAGGAUCGGUGUACGCCUCUGUUGACUUUUUAUUGCUAAGAUAUUUUUAGCACCGAACACAACCCAUCAUGGCGCAAACUAUUGACUCAGUGGCUGGAUGUGAUGUGGUCCAAAGCGAAAUCAGCAAAGAAACAAGAUCGUCCAAUGGUAGCAACAACAACAACAACAACAACAAUGUGAGAUGUUGUGCUGCAUGUGGUUGUAAGAUCAUCGACAGGUUUCUUUUACACGCUGUGGAUAGGUUUUGGCAUACAGGCUGCCUCAAAUGUACAUGUUGCAGUGUUCAGCUUGGAGAAGUUGGACCUUCUUGCUUCUCUAAAGGGGGAAUGAUUCUCUGCAAAAAAGACUAUAUUAGGUUGUUUGGUGUGAGUGGCGCAUGUGCAGCUUGUGCUCAGCAGAUCCCAGCUAGUGAACUCGUCAUGCGCACACACAACAAGGUUUAUCAUCUUAAAUGUUUCUCGUGUAGUUCGUGUCACAUACAACUGGUACCCGGCGACAGGUACACAUUGAUCAACGGCAGCCUCGUAUGCGAAAAUGACCACAGUAAGCUCUUCAAAGCACAUGGCAUGACAACAGUUGCAGGGUUUAGGCCAGGUCUGUUGAGGAUGGAACUUGGUAGAUUGUGUGGAAGGCCAGCCGUGAAUUGACACUAAAUCCUACAAGAAAGACCGCUGCAAACGAUUGAAGUGACACACAAUGGACACACGAACACACAGAGUCAAUGGACACAAUGAACAAUGCUGUACUCGUCUAUUAUGGUGUGUUGUCACUUCAUUUCGUACAUGGACCAAGGUUGAACUUAUUGAUGAGAUAUCAUCAUGUACAUUAAUCAAGAUAAUGUAACCCAAUUUGUCUACAAGACUAUGGGACUCGCCAUCUUGAGGCAUUGACCAACACACAACUGAAUAUCAUGGAAGGCAACUUACAAUACCUUGUAUAUUUGUUACAAAAAUGAAUUGUUUGUGUUGAUAUUACCAUACCCAGUGUUCCUGUAUGUAUAUACUGAUCAUUAAUUAAAUGAAAUUAAACUACAAAGUGAUAAAACAAUACCACAUAGAACAAUAGACCUUUAUCACGGUGUGGUCAUCUUGAUUUUACUCUAUUCCAACUCAUUGUAACUAAACUGAGGCUAGA